Trichomonas vaginalis G3 is the source of this 678-nucleotide messenger RNA. Its product is annotated as cysteine proteinases family. The transcript has a single exon. Lineage: Eukaryota; Parabasalia; Trichomonadida; Trichomonadidae. The record is from RefSeq and is a predicted model, not a curated record.
UUGAAGGUUGCUAAUCAGUCCUCUCCCAUCGUAACAGAGAUGUCAAGUAUCUUUACAAAUUUGAAUUCAUUGAAGUCCAAAGGAUUAGUCUUCGUUCCCAAUGAACUUGCCACAUUACUUGGUAACUCAACAUAUGAGGCACAAGAUUUUGAUGACACGAUGACAAGAUUGAUCACAGAUCUCGCAGAGCAAAUACCAGGAAUCGGUCAACUCUUCCGAAUCACUUACCGUGAUAGUGCCAACGAACAAACAAAUUGCUACUCGAUUCACACCAGAAUUGGAGAACCAGAUCUCGAUCAUGCCAUUCAAUAUUAUUUGUCAACUACAAGGAACACAUCAUGGCCACAAUUCUUGACUUUCGACAUUCAGAGAGAGUGGCAGAAUGAUUCGAUUCAUCAAGUCAUCUUUGACUUCCCGAAAAAGUUGACACUCCCAACAGUCGAAAGGCAAAGAUAUCAAUUGAUUGCAAUUGUUGCCUAUUGUAAUUUUCAUUACGUGGUCUUUUUGCAAAAAAGUGCAUAUUGGAUCAUGAUCAAUGAUGAAGUCGCAUACUCUAUUCCAUCAACAGAUAUCAAUGCAUUGAAGGGAUGCUCAACUGCUGAGAUGCCACCUUUAUGGUACAAGACUCUCGAACACAAAUGUCUCGCAAAGAUGCUCAUUUAUCGAAUGGUUCAAUGA